Molecule: messenger RNA, 381 nt
Organism: Dibothriocephalus latus
Lineage: Eukaryota; Metazoa; Platyhelminthes; Cestoda; Diphyllobothriidea; Diphyllobothriidae
Source: the annotation of a GenBank genome assembly
AUGAUGGAGGCCUACUAUCGCUCUGCCACAGCGCGAGUUCUGGUUCACAACAAUCCCCACUGUCCAAUACACGGCCUAGUGUUCGGCGAGGUUAUUGAAAGUGCUCCACCUUGUUUUGACAGUUCGGAGUUUGAAUCCGGACGUCAGAUAGCUGACUUACGCUACGCUGAUGAUGAUUUCCUCUUGCUAGUCCGAAGCUUUGGCUGUCUACAAGAUCGCCUGGCGGACGCUUCGAGUAAGAGGGCAGACGUUCACACCUUCAAGACCACCCUGGAGUCGGUGAUCUCAGCCCACUUUCCCGGUCUGCGGUCACGUGUCUGUGUACAGCUAGUGCCCUGUCCCCCGGUCGUCUCCGACACCCUAAAUACUCUCGACACGUAG